GUGGUCCCGGCGGUGAUGUCGGGGCGGCGCGGGUCGGGCCCGUCGGAGGCGGGGGAGCCGUCGGCGCGGGAGCUGUUCGAGGCCUGCCGCAACGGGGACGUGGAGCGGGUCAAGCGGCUCGUCAGCCCCGACGGGGUCAACAGCCGCGACACCGCCGGAAGGAAGUCCACGCCGCUGCACUUCGCCGCAGGUUUUGGUCGGAAAGACGUCGUGGAGUACUUGCUCCAGAACGGUGCCAGCGUCCACGCCCGGGACGACGGCGGUCUCAUCCCCCUGCACAACGCCUGCUCUUUCGGUCAUGCCGAAGUCGUCAAUCUCCUCCUGCACCACGGAGCGGAUCCCAACGCCCGGGACAACUGGAAUUACACUCCUCUCCACGAAGCGGCCAUUAAGGGGAAAAUCGACGUUUGCAUAGUGCUCUUGCAACACGGAGCGGAACCCACCAUCCGCAAUACCGACGGGAAGACAGCUCUGGAUCUGGCAGAUCCCUCUGCCAAAGCGGUGCUGACGGGUGAAUAUAAGAAAGAUGAACUCUUGGAAAGCGCAAGGAGUGGCAAUGAGGACAAAAUGAUGGCCCUACUCACACCCCUCAACGUCAACUGUCACGCAAGCGAUGGCCGAAAGUCAACGCCUUUACAUUUAGCGGCGGGUUACAACCGAGUGAAAAUAGUGCAACUGUUGCUGCAGCACGGGGCCGAUGUACACGCUAAAGACAAGGGGGAUCUGGUUCCUUUACACAAUGCCUGUUCCUACGGUCAUUAUGAAGUAACGGAGCUUCUGGUGAAGCACGGCGCGGGGGUGAACGCGGUGGACAUGUGGCAGUUCACGCCCCUCCACGAGGCCGCGUCCAAAAACAGGGUCGAAGUGUGUUCCCUCCUGUUGAGCUUCGGGGCGGACCCGACGUUGUUGAACUGCCACAGCAAGAGCGCCGUCGACCUCGCGCCUGCUCCCCAGCUCAAGGAGCGCCUGACGUAUGAAUACAAAGGGCACACCCUGCUGCAGGCUGCCCGAGAGGCCGACGUCGCUCGCCUCAAGAAGCAUCUCACUCUGGAGAUGGUGAAUUUCAAGCAUCCCCAAACGCAUGAAACAGCACUGCACUGUGCCGCCGCAUCGCCUUACCCUAAGAGAAAGCAAGUAUGUGAGCUGUUGCUAAGAAAAGGAGCCAACGUCAAUGAGAAGACAAAAGAAUUUUUAACCCCUCUCCACGUGGCAUCCGAGAAAGCUCAUAAUGAUGUUAUCGAAGUGGUAGUGAAGCACGAAGCCAAGGUGAACGCUUUGGAUAACCUCGGCCAAACUCCCCUGCACCGAGCUGCCCACUGCGGACACCUGCCCACCUGCCGCCUGCUGUUGAGCUGUGGCUGCGACCCCUCCGUCGUGUCGCUGCAGGGCCUUACGGCCUUACAGAUGGGGAGCGAAAGCGUGCAGCAGCUGCUCCAGGAGGGUAUCCCCUUAGGUAAUUCAGAUGCAGAUCGUCAGCUGCUGGAAGCUGCCAAAGCUGGAGAUGUAGAAACCGUCAAAAGACUGUGUACCGCUCACAGCGUCAACUGCCGAGACGUCGAAGGGCGGCAGUCCACCCCUCUCCAUUUUGCGGCCGGAUACAACCGGGUGUCCGUGGUGGAAUACCUGCUGCAGCACGGAGCCGACGUCCAUGCCAAAGAUAAAGGCGGCCUCGUUCCUCUGCACAACGCCUGUUCCUACGGACACUACGAAGUAGCCGAACUGCUCGUUAAACACGGGGCCAUCGUCAACGUCGCCGACUUAUGGAAGUUCACCCCCUUACACGAGGCCGCAGCCAAAGGGAAAUACGAGAUCUGCAAACUUCUGCUCCAGCACGGUGCAGACCCUACCAAGAAAAACAGAGAUGGGAAUACUCCCUUAGACCUGGUGAAGGACGGAGACACAGAUAUCCAGGACCUACUGCGGGGAGAUGCCGCUCUGCUGGACGCCGCCAAGAAGGGCUGCUUGGCUAGAGUAAAGAAGCUGUCUUCUCCGGAUAACGUCAACUGCCGGGACACCCAGGGCAGACACUCGACCCCAUUGCAUUUAGCAGCUGGCUACAACAACUUGGAGGUGGCCGAGUACCUGUUGCAGCACGGCGCCGACGUGAAUGCCCAGGACAAAGGGGGCCUGAUCCCCUUGCACAACGCGGCGUCCUAUGGGCACGUCGACGUGGCCGCGUUACUCAUCAAGUAUCAGGCGUGUGUCAAUGCCACGGACAAAUGGGCCUUCACCCCGCUGCACGAGGCGGCCCAGAAGGGAAGGACACAGCUCUGCGCCUUGCUGUUGGCCCACGGCGCCGACCCCGCCCUGAAGAACCAGGAAGGACAAACGCCAUUAGACCUCGUUACUGCGGAUGACGUGAGCGCCCUGCUGGCAGCGGCUAUGCCCCCCUCGGCCUUGCCGUCGUGCUACAAGCCUCAGGUGAUCAGCGUCCCCCAGGCCCCCGGGCCUGCUUCGGGCCCGCCCAGCCCGUCCAGCCUCUCGGCGGCCAGCAGCCUGGACAACCUGGCGGGCAGCUUUUCGGAACUCCCUUCGAUGGUGCCUCCCGGCGGCGCGGAAGGAGCCGCCGGCCUGGAUAAAAAGGAAGCCCCAGGUAUAGACUUUAACAUCGACCAUUUUGUGAGGAAUCUUGGACUGGAGCACCUAAUUGACGUGUUUGAGCGGGAGCAGAUCACCCUGGAUGUGUUGGUGGAAAUGGGGCACAGGGAACUGAAGGAGAUUGGGGUCAACGCCUACGGCCACAGACACAGAAUCAUUAAAGGAGUUGAAAGGCUCAUCUCUGGCCAACAAGGUCUCAAUCCCUACUUGACUCUGAAUACCUCUGGGAGCGGGACAAUUCUCAUCGAUCUGUCCCCUGAAGAUAAAGAAUUUCAGUCCGUGGAAGAAGAGAUGCAGAGCACCGUCCGGGAGCACAGAGACGGUGGCCACGCCGGGGGGGUCUUCAACAGAUACAAUAUUCUGAAGAUUCAGAAGGUGUGUAACAAAAAACUGUGGGAGAGAUACACCCAUCGGAGGGAAGAGGUGUCGGAAGAAAACCACAACCAUGCGAACGAGAGGAUGCUGUUUCAUGGCUCCCCGUUCGUGAACGCCAUUAUUCACCGAGGGUUCGACGAAAGACACGCCUACAUCGGUGGGAUGUUCGGAGCUGGGAUCUACUUCGCCGAGAACUCGUCCAAAAGCAAUCAGUACGUGUACGGAAUUGGCGGCGGCACCGGGUGUCCCGUCCACAAGGAUCGAUCUUGUUACAUCUGCCACCGGCAGUUGCUGUUCUGCCGGGUGACCCUGGGCAAGUCUUUCCUGCAGUUCAGCGCCAUGAAAAUGGCCCACUCUCCCCCGGGCCACCAUUCGGUCACCGGCAGACCCAGCGUCAACGGCCUCGCGCUGGCCGAGUACGUCAUUUACCGAGGAGAGCAGGCCUACCCGGAGUACGUGAUCUCUUACCAGAUUAUGAAGCCCGAAACCACCCCUGAAGGGUAAGGGGCCGGGCCCGACCGUUAAUACGUCCGAGCAGCCGGAAAACCGCUCAGCCUCGCCGAAAGACCGCGGCCCCAACCGAGACCGGAGCGUAACGUGCCGCCCGGACGGAGCUUCAGUAGCGGACCGAGUUUUCUAAACGUUUCCUGGUUUUCAGCACUUUAACAGAUGCCAUUCCCGACUCAACUGGGUCUGUCUGUACUAAAUUAUAAGCCCGUUAACUUGAACCCUUUUCUACAUUCCUCCGCGGAGUCUCGCAGAACCGUAGUGCCCGUGAUGGGAAGUUGUCCCGCUCACGCUGGGUUUCGGAAACUGCGGCAUUUGCGCCGCAUGCGACUCCGUUUGUAAAACUGUAAAUAAGAGCUUUUUGUACUAGCCCGGUAUUUAUUUCCAGCGCUUUGUAAUACGGACCGAGCGUGUCGGGACCCGCGGCCCGGGACGGAACGGAAUACGGCCCGGCGCCCGGGGUGUUCGACGCCGGACGGCCCGUGGGUUGCCUUGCGAGGCCCCGCACGGUCAUUUCUCAGCGGGAGGUGGACUGGGCCACGUACCUGGGAGCGCCCCGUCCCCGAAGCAGGCCUUCCCCCUUCCGUUUCGUGUACUGACAAAUCGUGGGUCUCUGUCCCCCCGGCAAAACCCUGGGGUUUCCCCGUGGCAGCGUCUCUGUGUGAAAUAGUAGGCGGAUGUUUGUUACUUCCCGAGAUCGGCUCUAGAUCCCUGUUCUGGAGGCAGCGGGGCGUCUGGCCUCGGGGGAUCUCUUUCCGGAUGACCGCAAUCCUCUCUGCACGUCUCCCGGUCCGCGGAGGGAGUCGCCGCCAGCUCCCGGGGCUGUUUUCCUGACGCGUCGUCGCUCCCCGUCUCACCGCCGCUGUUCGGGCCCCGCUCCUGGCUGAGGGCGGUCUCCUCGAGCCGAGCCCGCCGCCCUGGACCGCCUGCUUCCCGGGCCGGAGCCGCGCCCUCCGCGUGGACGGAAAGUGCCGGGAUCACCGGCGACCCGGCGGGGAAGAUCGUGGCCAUCCGAGGGGCGGGACUCGGCGCCUCGGUGAGGUCGGAUGCCCGUCGUGGCCGUCCCUUUGAACCCACAGAAUCGUGCCGUACUCUGCACCGUCCCUCUCAGGCCUCUCCGACGGGCCCGGCCCCCCCCCGAGCCGGCAGCCGUCGGUCAACGGGAUUGGAUCGAGAGGAUCCCGGAGAGACUUCGGGGGGUCAGCCGGGGCCCCGGCCUCCUCUCCCCGACCCCCCCCGAGAGCGGAUGGCGUCCGCCCUGUCGCCCCGGUCCGGUGGGCUCGCCCUGAUUCCGCGCCCGGCCCCCGUGGGGUUUAGUUUUUGCAUGACACACCUUGCUUUCUGAUGGUGGAGCCUAGACGUGUUCGUCCGCGACUCUUUCGAGGUGACGUUUUAACCUCUAGUGCAACUAGUGCUACUUUCUCCUCCCCUUGUGUCCCAUGCCGUUUCCACGCUAACGUCAAUAAAACGAUUUCUCAGCCGUU
Molecule: messenger RNA, 4964 nt
Organism: Tachyglossus aculeatus (Australian echidna)
Lineage: Eukaryota; Metazoa; Chordata; Mammalia; Monotremata; Tachyglossidae
Gene: TNKS2
Product: tankyrase 2
Cellular component (GO): cytoplasm; nucleus
Molecular function (GO): protein binding; NAD+ poly-ADP-ribosyltransferase activity
Source: RefSeq, a predicted model, not a curated record